Molecule: messenger RNA, 771 nt
Organism: Photinus pyralis (common eastern firefly)
Lineage: Eukaryota; Metazoa; Arthropoda; Insecta; Coleoptera; Lampyridae
Product: odorant receptor 67a-like
Exons: 4
Coding region: 1-771 (256 amino acids)
Biological process (GO): detection of chemical stimulus involved in sensory perception of smell; sensory perception of smell
Cellular component (GO): plasma membrane
Molecular function (GO): olfactory receptor activity; odorant binding
Source: RefSeq, a predicted model, not a curated record
AUGGAGGAGGGACGCAUCCCCGACCAUGCCAUUACAGCGAGCUCUUCGUACGAGGCGAAAUCUGUCGGCCCACAAAACGCCAGUUCGAUGCCAGAGUCUGCGUUAAACUUCAGUUUCGUCGGCUGUUUGAUUUUUCAAGUUUUGAUGUACUGUGGUCACGCGCACGAGUACAUAAUGCUGGACGGCCUAAAAAUUAACAUCUUGGUGCAGCUGCGCAUGCACUUUCAAUACUUAAGAUUAAAUGUCGAGGACAUUUUGGCAUACCAUCCUUCAGAACUAGAAAGGGGCGAGGCAUGGAAUGUCUUCCAGAAACGGCUGAAGGAGUUAGUCACGUACCAUUGCUCGCUAACAACGCUCGUGGAGAUGGUGGAAGAUGUAUUUAACAAAUGCGUUCUUUUUAGUUUCCUCACCUUGUCAGUCUUCUCGUGCUUUUCCCUGUAUAGCAUGUCAAGCAUCGCCUUAUUUGGACUGCAAUUUUGGAAAUUUGCCGGAUUUAUCCUUUUUCCCUGCAUACUGUUCUUUGUAGACUGCUACUUUUCCGAAGAAGUACUGACAGAAAGCGCCGAGUUGUCUAAUUCGUGUUACAACGUUGAGUUUAACGGCGCCGAUGUAAGAUUCCAGAAGGCCUUGCUGAUGCUCAUGCGAAGAAGUCAGAAGAGACUGAUGUUUACGAUUGGACAAUUUGCUCCACUUUCGAUUUUAACAACCGUCACCAUUAUGAAGGCUGCUGUUUCGUACUUUAUGUUGUUGCGGAAUAUGAAAAACCAUUAA